Procambarus clarkii (red swamp crayfish) is the source of this 390-nucleotide messenger RNA. Lineage: Eukaryota; Metazoa; Arthropoda; Malacostraca; Decapoda; Cambaridae. The record is from RefSeq and is a predicted model, not a curated record.
AUGAAGAGUACUACCGACGUUCUACAGACUGCCGGUACGCACACUGAACCUUCUACUCCAGCUGUAGUUACAGCUACCACUCCGCAGCCCUCUUCACGACCUACUACUACUCUUCCUUCAAGGAACACCGCCUCAGCUUUUGAUGCAACCAUUUCGUCAGCUGAAGAGGUACCAGUUGGAAUACCAUUCCUUCCUCAGCGGAAGGUUAACUACGGACCUGAAGAUUUCCUACUAGACACCACACCUACAACCUCGAACGACAGCACAGCUAUGUCAACAAGAAGUAAGACUACUAAGACUUCCGCAGUGUCCAAGAAGACCAACGAUCCAAUUUUUCUCAAAACUGCCAGAAAAAAAGAAGAGCUGUGUUGUCUGAAGACCUGGGAAUGA